Molecule: messenger RNA, 336 nt
Organism: Vanrija pseudolonga
Lineage: Eukaryota; Fungi; Basidiomycota; Tremellomycetes; Trichosporonales; Trichosporonaceae
Exons: 2
Coding region: 1-336 (111 amino acids)
Source: RefSeq, a predicted model, not a curated record
AUGAAGACCACCGCACUCGUCACCGCCAUCGCCGCCGCGUCCGUCGCCUCGGCUAUCCCGUCGACGCCGCACGGCGAGGUGCAGGAGCGAGACGUCGACCCGCGCGCAGACAACGGCCACGUCGAGGCGCGGGACGCGGCGCCCGACCCCGAGACCGAGACCGAGCCCCUUGUCGAUGGGUCCGAAGGCACGACCUUGGUUGAGCGCGCCGCCCCGAUACGCAAUGAGACUGCUCCGGGACCGCCAACCUCGGGCGGGGGUACAAGCCUUCUCAGGUGCUACGUGACCCACGACACUGACGGACGUCGGCGGGAAGACGAGGUUACCAGGUUGUAG